UUUCUGUUUCUAACCUACAAAACUCUCUGUCAAAAAAGAUUGACGGCUAAUUUUUUGGAGAAUUUCAAAUCUAACGAUGGAACCCAUGACAUUAGGCAGUGCUCCUUCCAGUCCUUCGUCUCCGGGCAUUAAUCCGAACUUUUUACCCGGUUUUUUGAUAGGUGAUAUACCUCCACAAACUCCAAACCCAAGCGCCUCACCAGGUAGAAAUAAAACUCCGAGCAGCUUCAAAUCGAAUUCGAACAUUAACGAACCGAAAACACUGAGACAGAAACUGUUUAAUCAGUCUCUAACAGCUACUCCAGCCAGUCCUGCUCCUUUUAUACCAGUAAACGAAAAAGUAGGCCCUCCUAAGACCAGUUUGUUCGAUACCAUAGAUGCCCCGUCUAAGAAAACUCCGAUUUUGAGCAGUACCGUGGCCCAUUUUAAUGAUUCUACCGUGUUUAAUGAGAGUAUUUCAAGAAUACAUCCUGAAGAAAGCUUGAAUGUUAGUAGGAACUUUAGUAGUUCGAGAUUGGAGAAGAUCGACACUCACUGGGUUACAGUGUUCGGUUUUCCGCCUAGCGUUCUAAAUAUAGUGUUGUCACAACUGUCAAACUGUGGUGUGAUAAUAGAUAAACGAGUUCCAUCACAAGGGAAUUGGGUACAUGUUAAAUUCAACAAUUUAAGUGAAGUAGCAAGGGCAUUGUCUUUGAACGGUAAAUGUUUGAAUAACAGUGUGAUGAUAGGUGUCCAGUUGCAUUAUGACAGGGAAAAUAAAGAGAAUAGUACAAUGUUUACGUCUCCUGCCAGAGCAAGAUCCUUAAGGCACUCAUUUGUGUCACCACAAGUAUCAAAUUCAGUGAUCUCUCCACAGAAUGUUCCUCAAAAAUCUACUGGUAUUGUUACAAAGGCCAUGGAGUAUGUUUUCGGUUGGUGAUUAUGUUUUUAAUGUUAUUUUAUUAUGUAUACAAAUAUUUGUCAAUUUAUUUUACAAUUUUAUUAUUGAAUUAAAG
Molecule: messenger RNA, 995 nt
Organism: Sitophilus oryzae (rice weevil)
Lineage: Eukaryota; Metazoa; Arthropoda; Insecta; Coleoptera; Curculionidae
Product: nucleoporin Nup35
Exons: 2
Coding region: 77-919 (280 amino acids)
Biological process (GO): regulation of DNA-templated transcription; nuclear pore organization; NLS-bearing protein import into nucleus
Cellular component (GO): nuclear pore central transport channel; nuclear membrane; nuclear pore nuclear basket
Molecular function (GO): single-stranded DNA binding; phospholipid binding; structural constituent of nuclear pore
Source: RefSeq, a predicted model, not a curated record